Asparagus officinalis (garden asparagus) is the source of this 958-nucleotide messenger RNA. RefSeq names its product nicotinamidase 2-like. The record is from RefSeq and is a predicted model, not a curated record. Lineage: Eukaryota; Viridiplantae; Streptophyta; Magnoliopsida; Asparagales; Asparagaceae. The transcript has 2 exons. Bases 54 to 650 code for a protein of 198 amino acids.
CUCUCGUUCCCUCAGCAGGCCACACGUCACACGCUCCCUCUCUGGUAGCAGCCAUGGCCCCCUCCUACUCGAAGUACGAUGUCCGCCGCCGCCUCCCAAACCCUAGCGCCGCCGCCCUCCUCGUCAUCGACAUGCAGAACUACUUCUCCUCCAUCGCAUCCCCAAUCCUGCCUUCCCUCAACUCCACCGUCUCCAUCUCCCGCUCGGCCUCCAUCCCCGUCAUCUUCACCCGCCACCGCCACCUCUCCCCCUCCGACAACCCCACUCUCUCCGAGUGGUGGUCGGGCGAUCUAAUCUUCGACGGCACCCCCGAGUCCGAGCUCCUCCCUGAUCUCAACCGAAGCCCUAGUGAUCGAAUCGUCGAGAAGAACACGUACAGUGCGUUUAGGGGGACGGGAUUGGAGGAGACGCUGAGGGGGAUGGGGGUGGAGGAGGUGAUUGUGACGGGGGUUAUGACGAAUUUGUGUUGCGAGACGACGGCCAGGGACGCGUUUGUUAGGGGGUUCAGGGUCUUCUUCUCGACGGAUGCGACGGCGACGGGGAGUGUGCAGCUUCAUGAGGCGGCGAUUAUGAAUUUGGCGUAUGGGUUUGCGUAUUUGGUUGAUUGUGAGAGGUUGCAGAAGGGGAUUGGAUUGAAGGGCAGAGGUUGAGGGCCAUUGGCAUUUCUUGGAAAAAUUUGACAUGUUAAAAAACUUGAAAAGGUGCUUGUAAUUCUAAGUUGGCUGAGAAUCUUAGACUUGCUUCUGGUCUAAUUUAUGUAAGCUAUGUGCUCCCCACGAGUCUCUUCAUUUCAGCCAAGUCCAAAAGAAUGGCUUAAAUAUUGUUGUUUUCUUGUAUUGAAAUCCUUAUGUGCACAGCACAUUACAUUCUGAGUAACAGAACCAUGUGAAUUUCCUACUCAUGUAGAUAUGUAGUCCAGAGUGGUUCCAUUUUGUGGAAGUGAGUUAUUUUUGUGGAA